Molecule: messenger RNA, 1403 nt
Organism: Ricinus communis (castor bean)
Lineage: Eukaryota; Viridiplantae; Streptophyta; Magnoliopsida; Malpighiales; Euphorbiaceae
Product: protein SHI RELATED SEQUENCE 1
Exons: 2
Coding region: 625-1224 (199 amino acids)
Biological process (GO): positive regulation of DNA-templated transcription
Cellular component (GO): nucleus
Molecular function (GO): DNA binding; DNA-binding transcription factor activity
Source: RefSeq, a predicted model, not a curated record
GUAUGCUACCAGGUAGAAAGUGCCAAAGUGCUUCAAUUGUUGCACGCAUAGGCUGAAGAAAUUAUUAGCCAUGCUUUCUCUCACAAACCACAAUCAAUAGUUGUACACUUGUACUAUAUCAAUUCAUCAAGAAUGUAAUCAAUUACUGUACAGAAAAAAUCUAAGUGUUAAAAUAAUCUGAUUUUCUUUUUCUCCCAUUUCAAUAAUUAUUUAUAUCUUGUACUGCUUCUAAGAUUUUUCUGUUUGAUGCUGGGACUAAAGAAAGACUGAAAGAGUUUGUUUCAGGAUUCAUUUGAGCACUUGGAACUCAUGGUGCUUGCUUCUGCGGUGGCUGGCUGUGUUCUAUUGCUCAGAUAAAGUUCCUCACUUCUUCUUUCUUUCUUUUUUAAUCACAUAUGAAAUCAGUACAAAUUCUAUGAACCGUGAAUAUGAACUAGAAGCAAAAAAGAUAGACCCAAAAACCCAAAACCAAAACUUGUCACGCCAAUCAAACACCACCAUCACCAUCAUCAACAGCAAGAGACUGGAACAAAUAACAGGAGAAGUACAAGAGGCAGCAGAUAAUUAACUAGAAAUGAUCAGGCGUGAGGACUGGAUUCAUGAUGAUGAUGUGUAGUAAUAACAAUGAUGAUGAGACAAGGAGGUUUAGGUGGUUCAAGAUGUCAAGACUGCGGAAACCAAGCCAAGAAAGAUUGUGUUUAUAUGAGGUGCAGAACUUGUUGUAAAAGUAAAGGAUUUCACUGCCAAACACACGUCAAAAGCACUUGGGUUCCUGCUUAUAGAAGGCAACAGAGGCUUCAAAAUGUUUCUUCAAUUCAACUUCAACAACAGCACCCUCAAGAUCAACUACACAACCCUAAAAGACUCCGAGAAAAUCCUGCUACAGAGAAUUUUCCUGCUGAAGUGAACUCUUUAGCUACAUUUCGCUGCCUUAGAGUGAGCUCUAUUGAUGAAGGAGAUGAUCAGUUUGCAUAUCAGACAAGUAUGAGUAUAGGAGGCCAUGUUUUUAAGGGUAUUCUUUAUGAUCAAGGUCCUACUUACACCAUUGGAGAAAGCUCCACUACCCAGAUUCAAGAACCUAAUCUUGCAAAUGCUGCUGCCCUAACUAGUACUACUUUAGCUCCAACCUCUUCAGUUGAUGCGGAUUCACUUCCUCCUUCUUACCCUUUUCCCUUUAAUGCUUUCAUGUCCGGUACGCAACUUUUCUUGCACCCAAAAUCUUAGGGCAAAAGAAGGAAAAAGAAAGAUGUUUUGUUUUAUAUUGUCUAUUUGAUUCUAUUUUAUUAGGAGGCCUAUCUCCCCCUUUAUCAUAUCACCAACAUUGCUAUGUAUCUGCAUUACUGGUGCCAUUUAAAUGAACUGCUAGAGAUGAAUAAGAGGGAGAUGACCAUGUUCAUUGUUCA